This is a messenger RNA of Blastomyces gilchristii SLH14081, 2725 nucleotides long. Its product is annotated as serine/threonine-protein kinase Sgk2. Gene Ontology annotation, biological process: protein phosphorylation. The record is from RefSeq and is a predicted model, not a curated record. The coding region runs from base 15 to 2609 and encodes 864 amino acids. The transcript has a single exon. Lineage: Eukaryota; Fungi; Ascomycota; Eurotiomycetes; Onygenales; Ajellomycetaceae. Gene Ontology annotation, molecular function: protein kinase activity.
UUUCUAACGUCAAAAUGACAAGACUUUCGCAAGAAGAUUGCAACAUUAUCAAGAACCACCCUCUAUCCGACCUAGUCGAUCGCUUACAAGGUGCACUUCAGGAAGCUGAAAGAAUAUAUGAGUCGCGUCUAAUUUCCCACCAUGGUGCUGUUGACAGCCUUGAUCAACUCUAUCAAAGUGUGUUUUCAAAACUUGUCUAUACCUUACAGGGAGAGGCUGCAGCAUACAGCCUUCGCUCACAGAUAAGUGAUGGAAAUGUGGCAUCUGAUCUAGCACACAUAUUCAAGCGCCUCCAAAAAACAAGAGAAAUUUUCAGAUACAACGACUACCAGCCACUGAUGCACCUGGUUAUUCAAAGACCUCCCACUGAGUCCCAGAAUGUCGAAACCUGGAACUUCAAUGUCUGGAAAGCUGUAUUUACCCUCAUUGACACCAUCCCUCGACAAACAACUCCUCCCGCAAGUGUCCCCCCUUCUUUUGACAGCACACCGGUCAAAUCCACCUCAACAUCACAGAGAGGUUCUGAGCAGACCUGUGACUUGGUGAAUCCAAGAAUCUUUGAGGAGAUACAUGACUGCACAUUUCGAGAUGUUGGUGGCUUCUUUGACAAAUACUUUGAGGGAAAGGACUGGAGCAGCAAAGCAGAUGCCAUCUGUCAACGUGUACUGGCCCCAGACACUGAUGGUAAUUGGGCUCAGUUUCCCGAUCCUCCUACACAGAGCAAUGUUCUCACUUGGUGGUUUCGUCUUCAAGAAGAUCUUCUCUUGGAAUCACGCAGCAUGUACUACACCACAGCAAGUAAAGCAGAUCUUACUGGUUCAAAGGCAGAACGGCAAGUUGACCUUCUUUUGCGAACUAGGGAUGAGAGUCCCUUGCGACCUAGGGAUGAGAGUCUCUUGCGAAACAAUCACAACUGGGCAGAUAUUCUGGUAGUCGGUGAGCUCAAAAAAUCCAAGGAGGAGAUCAAGACCAAAGGCACCCUGCUACAGAUGAGCCGCUAUGUCCGUGAGGUCUUUGCUGCACAGCCCACCCGGCGGUUCAUUCAUGCAUUUGCUGUCUGUGGGACUGAGAUGGAGGUGUGGGUGUUUGACCGCUCAGGCCCCUACAGUUCAGGCAUCAUUGAUGUCUACACAGACUCAAGACAGUUCUUUCAGGUGCUUGUGGGCUACACCAUGAUGAGUGAUGAGGAGCUGGGACUGGACACCUUUAUUGCUAGGGAUGAAGAUGGCAACAAGUCGAUAACUGUCAAGGGGCCUGGAAACUCAGAGGAAAGGAAGAUGCAGCUGGGUGACAUGCUUUCCUUUCAGCGUGCCAUUGUGUGUCGCGGAACCACAUGUUUUCUUGCAAAUGAUGGACAAGCAGAGGGUGUAGCUAAAUUCUCAUGGGUGUCAGACAAGCGGCGGCCGGAGGCGGAACUUCUUGAGCUGGCAAGUCAGAAGAAUGUUCAAGGGGUUGCCACAAUCAUUGGCUAUGGUGCCAUCACUAGUAUCGCCGAUAUGCGCUGCGGCCUGACAUUUGACAACAAGCGCCACAACUUCAAAAGCGCACCCCCAAGCACAACAUCCCUGCUUCAUCAUUCUCAACCACUCACUUGGCCCGGUUACUUAGAUAUCCAUCGAAAGACAUCAUCCAGGAAGCGCAGAUCCCCGGACAAGGGGCUGCAGACAUCCAAACGAUCAAGAAACACCCAGCAGGAGAGUGAAUUAUCUUUCUCCAUUCAGUCAGUGCACCAGCCAAGCCUCUUCGACAGAAACAGUGAGGAGCUGUAUGACAACCGUAUCCUCCGGUGCCUUGUGAUCUCACCUGCUGGCCGGCCGAUCUAUGACUACAGAUCACCCCUGGAGCUUCUCACAGCACUUUGCGAUGCAAUAAAGGCGCACCAGUCUCUUUAUCUGGAUGGGAACAUCCUUCAUCGGGAUAUUUCAGAGAACAAUAUAAUAAUAACUGAUCCAGGCAAGGCGGACGGUCACUCAGGCAUGCUAAUUGAUUUGGAUCUCGCCAAAGAAGUUGGGAGUGGGAGAAGUGGCGCACGGCACCAGACUGGCACAAUGGAAUUCAUGGCAAUUGAGGUGCUACUUAAUAUCGACCAUACCUAUCGACAUGAUCUCGAGUCAUUCUUCUACGUGCUUAUCUGGCAAUGUGCCCAUCAUGGUUGGUACAAGUUAAACCAGUUGCGGGUGUUGUAUCAGCGACAUGGCGGAUUGAGAAAUAGAAUGUUAGAAAUAUGGUGCGCCGGAAGUCAUGAGACAAUUGCAAAUACCAAACAAGGCAACAUUGGAACUGGUGGAUUUGAGCAUCUCUUCACAGUUGAAUAUUCUCCACCAAACAACAGUUUACUGACAAAAUGGUACACUGAUACUUACAGAGAGAUUGCAAGAAUUAAGCGAGGCGACAUGGGUGCAGAUGGAUUUGAGGAUAUUUUAUCUGAGUUUCCACCAAUACUUGAGUGUGUCAAACCCCUUUGCAGAGCUAUACGAGACAUUCUUUUCCCGUAUGGGGGCAGAGGAAUUAUCAUUGGUACCCCGCAAGACCCAAAAUGUUUAUACAAUCCCAUUAUCAAAGCGUACGACGAUGCGAUAUCUUUGAUUGGAGGAUGCCAUAGUGAUUAGAUAACAGAGACAGAGGUCGCGGGGCAAUUACUUUUUUGUUGUUUAAAUUCACACGUUGCAAUGGAAUAUUUCGCAACUACCAUGAUGUACCACUGUAGAUAGCAAUUCCAACCCUG